Ficedula albicollis (Collared flycatcher) is the source of this 3042-nucleotide messenger RNA. RefSeq names its product synaptotagmin like 3 (gene SYTL3). Bases 661 to 2514 code for a protein of 617 amino acids. Gene Ontology annotation, biological process: exocytosis; intracellular protein transport. The transcript is spliced from 17 exons. Gene Ontology annotation, cellular component: plasma membrane; exocytic vesicle. Gene Ontology annotation, molecular function: small GTPase binding; neurexin family protein binding. The record is from RefSeq and is a predicted model, not a curated record. Lineage: Eukaryota; Metazoa; Chordata; Aves; Passeriformes; Muscicapidae.
GUUGUAUGCAGAGUUUGUUAGAGCUGGGAACAAGAAAGGAGAUUGAGCUGUGCUCCUCUAAAUAUACAUCAGUGGUAUCGGUGCCCAAAGGAAGGAAAGAGGGUGGAGAGCAGCGACCAGUUUUCUUUAAGGAGAGAUAAUUAAAUAAUAAGACAGCUUCUCUUCUUCUAUAAGCAGUUCACUUCCUGGUGUCUCUCUUUGAUGGCUGCUGAAGAGGCCCAGAAAUCCCAAAUCUACAAGACCAAAUAAAGAAACCCAAACCAUUUCUGCCACUCCUUUACACAAUCUCUUGAUAAGUUGUCCCUCCAUCUGGUGCCAGUUCAAGCCCUGUCUGGAACAUUACUGCAAGCUCUCAUCUCUUUUGGAACAACUUUCAGUUUAACAAAAUAAAAGAAAAGGAAGUUAAAGGACUCAUGAGAAAGUUAAGAUUGCUGUGACCUUGAUAACUGUUUGUGUUCCCUGGGUAGCAGACACUUAAAUGAUGAUCUGUGUGAAGACAACAAAGUUAUUUUUCUUUUCAAGGGUAAGACACAGUGAAACCCAUCAACAAUCAAGUAAGAGCACAGGCAUUUAGGAAACACUCAGACCAGCAUUCUGGAUGUAGUGGAACCCAUAGGACUGGAGUCUACCAAACAAGUACAAUAGUGAAAUUUGGCAAAAAUGGCCUGUGAAUUUAAUCUGAACUUCCUUAAGGGAUUAGAGCGAGACGCUGUUCUGGAAGUCCUAUACCGUGACCAGAUGGUGAGAAAAACAGAAGAGGAAAGAAUAAGGAAAAUGAAGCUGCAGCUGCAGCAACUUCGGUGGAAGGGGGCAAAAACCGCAAGGCGUGAGUACCAGGAGAGAUGCUGUGCUCGCUGUCAGAAGUCGCUGGGGCUGCUGCUGAACAGAGGCGCGGUGUGCAAUGGCUGCAGCCAUCGGGUGUGCUCGGAGUGCCGCGUCUGCCUCAACCCCUGCCUUUGGAAAUGCACCAUUUGCUAUGCUCAUGGAGAUAUGAAAGUGAAGGCUGGUGAAUGGUUCUUUGAGGAACGAGCAAAGAAAUAUCCAGGUGAAGGCAGACAUGAAACAGUUGGUGCAAAGCUCUUGGAAUCUUACCAGAAUCUGAGUAAAAUUUCUGUCGUACCUCCGACUCCACCUCCUUUCACAGAAUCAGCAGCAGGAACCAGUGUGAUGGGAAAUGAACUUGGAGAGUCUAAAAGAUUUAAUAAGUCUGUGGAAAACUUGUUUUUGUCUCUCACAACACAUAUGAAAAAAAUAUCAAAGUCCCAGAAUGAUAUGGCUGACAGAUGUGUCCUAACCACAGAUUAUGGGAAGAAUGUGGAAAGAAGAAAGCAAAGAAGGAGCCAGUCUGACACUGCAAUCAACAUUACAAGCAGGAUGAAAAGUACACCCAGUCUGCAACAGCUCAUCACUGGAGCCCAAGAUGACAGUGAAACUCAGAGCAAAAGCAGUUGCAAGGAGGAAGAAGACAUGACAAUCAGUCCCACAAGUGAUACAGUUUUCUGUGAUGGCAGAAAACAUGGGAGUUUGUAUAGUCUUAGCAGCACUUGCACUGAGUCUGGAAAUUUUGGCAAGGCUAACAUCACAGGAGAAAUAGAGUUUGCCUUAAAGUACAACUUCAGAGCUUGCAUCUUGGAGGUUUGUAUCAAGGGAUGCAAGAACCUGGCUUAUGGAGAAGAGAAGAAGAAAAAGUGUAACCCGUAUGUGAAGGUUUAUUUACUUCCUGAUAAAUCUCCUCAGAGUAAGAGGAAGACAGCUGUUAAAAAGAGCACAGUGGAUCCAGAGUUUGAUGAGACUCUGCAGUACAAGAUGGAAUACUCCCAGCUGAGAAGUCGGCAACUUCAGAUCUCUGUGUGGCAUGCAGGGGCUCUCAAAUACAGGGUGUUUUUGGGGGAAGUGGUGAUUCCCCUGGCAGCAUGGAACUUUGAAGAGGAGUCAAUGCAGUUUGACUGGUACCCACUCAAACCCAAGCUUGAGAAGCCUGAAGAUGAUCUUAUCCAGUACAGUGGUGAGCUCCUCGUGUCUGUAAGGCUGUUGGUACCAGCCCAGUAUCAAAACCUCCAGUCUGAAGGAAACAGAGACCAAGGAGUUCUUAACUGCCAGCUUCAGGUUAUGAUAUUUGGGGCCAAGAACUUGCCUGUGCUGAGAUCUGCUGGAAUGCCAAACUCCUUUGUUAAAGGUUGUCUUAUCCUUCCAGACCAAGCAGAGGUAAAGCAAAAGUCUCCUGUCCUGAAGAAAGAAGUCUGUCCACAGUGGAAACACUUGUUUGUCUUUGAUGGUGUGACUCCAGGUCAGCUACAGCAAUCACGUCUACACCUGACUGUCUGGCACAAGUCAAAUUUCAGUGCAAGUGAUCAGUUCCUAGGAGGAGCCAGGCUUGGUGCAAAGGAAUUCUUUGGCUCUAUGGACCUUCCUUCUCAGGGAGUGCUCCAAUGGCAGGAAGUGCUCCACAACCCAAACACGUGGAUGGACUUCCCACUUGUACUGCAUUCAAAUAAGGAAAACUUUAAAUCAUGAGAGAUUAUCACACAACAACUUUUCCUUUCCCAUGUCCAAAAUGUUUUAAACUGAAAUGGUACAUACACUUCAAGUCUGGGAAAGGUACACUGCAACAGCACCCAUUCUAGUUUUUUUGGGAAUAGAAUUAUGUAUUUGAAUAUAUGUGACAUUCUGAAUGUUUUAUUUCUUCAAAAGUUAAGGCUUUAGCGUGUCUCUAGCUGGAGUGUAAGGAUAAUAUUGUUUCUUCAGGAGUGACGGCCUCAGUUUGGAUGCAUUAUGCUGACAAAGCAACAGGAAAAGGCAAUGUGCAGCUUUCCAUUUGCAGGCCUAGCAGAACUGUUACUAUUUAAUUUAAAUCGCAGCUAGGGCUUCUUCAGAGAAAAUAACCGUUACAACAAUAAAGUUACAUUAUUUCACUCUUGCAUUGAUGUUUUAGCCACAGAAUUCAAAACCAUCUUAUCUUUGUCUGCUGGCUGCAAAUGGGUGAUGGUAAUGCCUCUGUGCUUCAGCAUUAUCUACACUGCCACUUUAUUUCACAUGACCUUA